Molecule: messenger RNA, 10419 nt
Organism: Myripristis murdjan (pinecone soldierfish)
Lineage: Eukaryota; Metazoa; Chordata; Actinopteri; Holocentriformes; Holocentridae
Gene: cdc42bpab
Product: CDC42 binding protein kinase alpha (DMPK-like) b
Exons: 45
Coding region: 1225-6696 (1823 amino acids)
Biological process (GO): peptidyl-threonine phosphorylation; actomyosin structure organization
Cellular component (GO): cytoskeleton; cytoplasm; actomyosin
Molecular function (GO): protein serine/threonine kinase activity; ATP binding
Source: RefSeq, a predicted model, not a curated record
UUUAACUCAUUCAUAUUUUACUGCUGAGCACUACUUCAUCGAGACUCUCCCGUGAUCCAGUGCCGGUCGAGAAAUACGUUACAGAGUGUGCUCUCUUCGCUGUAGAGGAUCUUUGGUCGCAAGCUGCUGUAGCUUGACUGUGCAAAGACGGCAAGAAGCGACCGGCGGGGGAGGCAAAGGAAAGGAGAGGAAAGGAAAGGGGGGAAUUUAGGCUGUGUCCUGUAUUUGGAAUAAGCAAGACUAGACCACAGCUUUCUUCUUGACGUGAAACGAGCUCCUCGGUAACCUUCAAAAGGACCCGCAUUAUUUUUUUUUUUGACGGCUGCGGGGCAAUGGACCCUUUACCCCAUCCGUCGGUUUAAACUGUGAAGAAACUAACAGACGUUUGGUUUGUGGACGAAGAAUGGGAUUUAAAGGACAUAUCUGCCAGCUUUGAGUUGUGAAAACAAGGGGAUAUUUUCCAGCUGGAUAAAAAAAUAACCCUCGCGUCUGUAAAGAGGGUCGAAAUUCAGUUUAGUCCUGUUGGUAUUGUAGUUAGCUCCGGGGAAAAGAGGGAAUGUUGGCAAUUAUGAAAGGAGAGAAGUAACGUUUAAUGUUAGCUCGCUGGCUAGCUAACUAGCUAACCUAGCAGCCUGCUAACUAAGCCUCUGUCGCCCUUCCAUUCCUAGAGCAGAGGAGGGGCGCUGGGGCUUUGUAGCAUUGCAGAUCUGCCUAGCAUUUUUUGGUUGCUGCAGGAAUGGAGAAUCCCAAAUAUCUACCACAAGUCAGGGGGAACUGUUGAACUGCAUUAGCGCGGCGCUUCAUUUUUUUUUUUUUUUUUUUUUUUUUUUUAUCUUUGAGAAGACCCGAAAACAGGAGUGCUGAAGGGGGAAGGAAAUAACUGCCAGCUAACGUUUGGAAAAUCUGCCGGUCGGGCAGGGUCUGUAAUUGUGAGUUCUUUUAUGCGUCUUGUGGGAAUACUGAUACAAUGAGGAAAUACCGCACGUCUUACCCACCUCCCACAUACUGGAUAGUGAGAGGGAGGUCAUGAAUAGAUUUAUUUUAAUCUGGAAUUAGCUUCUGCUUCCCCUGAAAACAAAGUUUGUUUUUUUUAAAUAUUUAUAUUCAAGGUGGGAGAACUUCUAUCAGGGCCUCUUACGUUACUAGGCCGAGGAGGCUAAUUUGACUGCUCCUUUUUCUACACCUUUUCCCCUCAUCAUUACUUAAAACCCAGCAGUCGGAACCAUGUCGGGGGAAGUGCGUUUGAAGAAACUUGAAAAGCUGAUCCUGGACGGGCCAGCUCAAUCUAAUGGCCAGUGCCUCAGUGUGGAAACGCUGUUGGAUAUCCUUAUCUGCCUUUACGAUGAGUGCAACAACUCCCCCCUCAGAAGAGAAAAAAACAUUCUGGAGUUCUUGGAUUGGGCCAAGCCCUUCACCGCCAAGGUGAAGCAGAUGCGCUUGCACAAGGAGGACUUUGAGAUCCUCAAAGUGAUUGGACGAGGAGCUUUCGGAGAGGUUGCAGUGGUGAAAGUGAAGAAUGCAGACAAAGUGUUUGCCAUGAAGAUUCUCAACAAGUGGGAGAUGUUAAAGCGAGCGGAGACGGCAUGUUUUCGAGAGGAGCGUGACGUGUUGGUUAAUGGGGACAGCCAGUGGAUCACCACUCUGCACUACGCCUUUCAGGAUGACAACAACCUGUACCUGGUCAUGGACUACUAUGUAGGUGGUGACCUGCUGACUCUGCUCAGUAAGUUUGAGGACCGGCUGCCAGAGGAGAUGGCCAAGUUCUACCUGGCUGAGAUGGUGCUGGCCAUCGACUCUGUUCAUCAGCUGCACUAUGUUCACAGAGACAUCAAGCCCGACAACAUCCUGAUGGAUAUGAAUGGCCACAUCCGCCUGGCUGACUUCGGCUCCUGCCUCAAGCUCAUGGAGGAUGGAACGGUCCAGUCUUCCGUAGCGGUGGGAACUCCAGACUACAUCUCUCCAGAGAUCCUGCAGGCUAUGGAGGAUGGGAAGGGCAAGUAUGGACCUGAGUGCGACUGGUGGUCGCUAGGUGUCUGCAUGUAUGAGAUGCUUUAUGGCGAGACGCCCUUCUAUGCAGAAUCACUUGUGGAAACCUACGGCAAGAUCAUGAACCACAAGGAGCGAUUCCAGUUCCCGCAGCAGAUAACGGAUGUGUCAGAGGAAGCAAAGGAUCUGAUUCGUCGGCUCAUCUGCAGUCGAGAGCACAGAUUGGGUCAGAAUGGCAUUGAGGACUUCAAACAGCACGCUUUCUUCUCUGGCAUUGACUGGGACAACAUCCGUACAUGCGAAGCACCCUACAUCCCAGAGGUCAGCAGUCCAACAGAUACCUCCAACUUUGAUGUUGAUGACGACUGCCUCAAGAACUCGGAGACCAUGCCCCCUCCCUCUCACACAGCCUUCUCUGGCCAUCACUUUCCCUUUGUGGGUUUCACCUACACCAGCAAAUGUACCCUGUCUGACCGGGGUUGCCUGCGAGGGCUGACUGGGGAUUUGGGUCAAGGUGGACAGGAUGAGAUAGACAUUGGUGUGCAGCGCAGUCUGGAGGACAGCCUGGCCACUGAGGCAUAUGAGAGGAGGAUUCGCCGUCUGGAGCAGGAGAAGCUAGAGCUGACCCGCAAACUGCAGGAGUCGACCCAGACGGUGCAGGCACUGCAGCACCCGACAGGCGAGGGCCCACUUAGCACUAACAAGGAAGUGGAGAUCAGGAGUUUGAAGAGUGAGAUCGACAUCCUCAAGAAACAGAUCGCUGACUCAGGCCAGCUGGAGAAGCAGCUGGAGGAUGUGACGUCGGCCCGCAGGGACCUGGAGGACUCAUCCAAACACAUCAGGAGUCUGGAGAAACAGAUGAGGAGCCUCACACAGGAGAGGGAUGACCUGCACAAGGACGUCAUGGAGGCCAGUGAGAAGCUCAAGUCUCAGUCAAAGGAGCUGAAGGAAGCCCAUAGCCAGAGAAAACUGGCUAUGCAGGAGUUCUCUGAGCUCAACGAGAGACUCACAGACCUCAGGUCAGCUAAGCAGCGCCUGGCUCGCCAGCUGCGUGACAAAGAGGAGGAGAUGGAGAGCCAGACUCAGAAGGUGGAGGCUCUCCGCCUGGAGGUGCGAAAGGCCGAGAGGGCCAAGAAGGAGAUGGAGGCGCAAGCAGAGGAGCAGGCAGCAGAGGCCCAGAAGGAGAGGAAGCUGAGGGAGCGCAAUGAGCAGUAUAGCAGACAGCUAGAGGAGGAGUUGGAAGGGCUUAAGCUGAAGCAGGCCGGCCCUUCCACCUCCCUGUCCUCGGCAGAGCAGUCCCAGGAAGUGGGGCGCCUGCGUGGAGACCUGGAGAAGAAGACGCUGCUGUACGAGGAGGAGCUGGCACGCAGGGAGGGACAGCACAGCACAGAGUUAAAGGCCCUGCGCAAAGAGCUGCGGGAUGCUGAGGGCCAGCACCUUGCCCUGCAGAAAGAGAUCCUGAUGCUCAAGGACAAGCUGGAGAAGACUCGCCGAGAGAGUGAUGGUUGCAUGAGCCAAAGUGAGCGUGAAGAGUUUGAGACAGAGUACAAGCAGAAGUAUGAGAGAGAGAGACUACUACUCACUGAAGACAAUAAAAAACUAUCCAGUGAACUGGAUAAGCUGACGAACAUGUUUGAAAAGGUGAGCAGCACCAACAGGCAGCUGGAGGAAGAGAUGAGGGAGUUGGCUGACAAGAAGGAGAGUGUAGCCCACUGGGAGGCCCAGAUCACAGAGAUCAUCCAGUGGGUGAGUGAUGAAAAGGAUGCAAGGGGCUACCUGCAGGCUCUGGCCACUAAGAUGACAGAAGAGCUGGAGGGACUCAGAAACACUAGUCUGGGAGCACGGGCCACGGACAUGCCAUGGAAGAUGCGACGCUUUGCCAAGUUGGACAUGUCGGCCCGCCUGGAGCUGCAGUCGGCUUUAGACGCUGAGAUCAGGGCCAAGCAGAGCAUCCAGGAUGAACUGAACAAAGUCAAGGCCAACAACAUAUCCACAGAGUGUAAACUGCAGGAGAUGGAGAAUAAGAACCAGGAUCUCCUGGCUGAGAUCGACAGGCUGAAGAAAGAGACGGAGGAGCUGCGGCUACGCAGAGGUGUCAAGCACCAGGAUUCCCAGAAUUCCUUCUUGGCUUUCCUCAAUGCCCCCACCUCAGCCCUUGACCAGUUUGAUGACUCUUAUUCCUCAUCCUCAUCCUCUUUAAUUGAGUUUUGGGAAGACCGCUCGCCAUCCGUUGGCCCAGCUAGCAAAGGCAGACGUGUGGACUCUAUGGAUAACUUCACCCCCUCCAACACUCCAUCCCGGGAAGAGGACCCUAAGUCCCACCUCAAGUCCCGCUCACGUUCACCCUCCAUGGCUAGUGAUAUGGAGCCCAUAGAGUUGAUAGACCAUCCACCUCGUGCAGUCCAGACUCCUACCAUGCGCUCCGGGGGAUAUGGCAGUAUCGGACGCUCCUCUCCUAAGCCCAAAGCCCACCAGUUUGUAGUGAAGUCAUUCGGCACUCCCACUAAGUGUAACCAGUGCACUUCCCUCAUGGUGGGACUCAUACGCCAAGGCUGUACCUGUGAAGUGUGUAACUUCUCCUGCCAUGUAACGUGUGCGGACAAGGCUCCAGCUGUGUGUCCUGUACCCCAGGACCAGACCAAGGGCCCACUGGGUAUCGACCCCCAGAGGGGCAUCGGUACUGCCUAUGAAGGCCAUGUCAGGGUGCCCAAGCCAACAGGAGUGAAAAAAGGCUGGCAGCGGGCGAUGGCUGUGGUGUGUGACUUCAAACUGUUCCUCUACGAACUGGGAGAGGGAAAGGCCACACAGCCAAGUGUAGUGGUCAGUCAAGUCAUAGAUAUGAGGGACGAGGAAUUUUCAGUCAGUUCUGUCCUGGCCUCUGAUGUCAUCCAUGCAAGCCGCAAAGACAUCCCAUGUAUAUUCAGAGUGACUGCAUCCCAGCUUUCUCCCUCCAGCAGCCACAAGCCCUCCAUUCUGAUCCUUGCUGACAGUGACCAGGAGAGGAACAAGUGGGUGGGCCUGCUCAACGAGCUCCACCGCAUCCUUAAGAAGAACAAGCUUAAGGAACGCUUUGUCUAUGUGCCCAAGGAGGCUUAUGACAGCACCUUGCCGCUCAUCAAGACAACACAGUCUGCUGCUAUCAUAGAUCACGAGCGUGUCGCCCUGGGCAAUGAGGAAGGCCUGUAUGUCAUCCAUGUCACCAAAGAUGAAAUCAUUCGGGUGGGGGACAACAAGAAGGUGCACCACAUCGACCUGAUCCCCCAGGAGCAGCUGUUGGCGGUCAUCUCUGGCAGAAACCGCCACGUGCGGCUCUUUCCCACACAGGCUCUGGAUGGCCGCGAGACCGACUCCUACAAGCUGGCUGAGACCAAAGGCUGCCAGACCAUUGUCUCUGGGCCUGUCCGCAACGGUUCGCUCACUUGCCUUUGUGUGGCCAUGAAGAGACAGAUUAUAUGCUACGAGGUGAAUAAGAGCAAGAUGCGCCACCGUCGGCUGCGGGAGCUGCAGGCCCCGGGGCCCGUCCAGUGGAUGGGUUUACUCAGUGAACGGCUCUAUGUGGGCUACCAGGCUGGCUUCACCCGCUACAGCGUCCACGGCGACAUGUCCCCAGUCAGCCUGCUCCACCAAGAGGACCACACCCUGGCCUUCAUCUCCCAGCAGGGCCUGGAAGCCCUCUGUGCCGUGGAGAUUUCAGCCAAGGAGCUGCUGCUGUGCUUCAGCGCCAUCGGGGUUUAUGUGGACUCCCAGGGCCGCAGGUCACGGCAGCAAGAGUUAAUGUGGCCAGCCGUGCCUAACGCUGCCUGCUACAAUGCCCCCUACCUGUCAGUAUACAGUGAAAACGCUGUAGAUGUGUUUGACGUCAACACCAUGGAGUGGAUCCAGACCAUCCCUCUGAAGAAGGUGCGACCUCUGAACUUUGAUGGCUCCCUGAACCUGCUUGGGCUGGAGACUGUGCGGCUCAUCUACUUCAGAAACAAGAUGGCAGAGGGUGAUGAGCUAGUUGUCCCGGAGACGUCAGACAACAGCAGGAAGCAGAUGGUGCGCAGCAUGAACAACAAGAGACGCUUCUCCUUCAGGGUGCCUGAGGAAGAGCGGCUUCAACAGAGAAGAGAGAUGCUGCGUGAUCCAGAGAUGAGGAACAAGCUGAUCUCCAACCCCACCAACUUCAAUCAUGUGGCCCAUAUGGGACCAGGAGAUGGCAUCCAGAUCCUCAAAGACCUACCCAUGAACGUCCGUGUUCAGGAGAGCCGUGCCGGCUUCAGUGGUUCUGUCAGCAUCCCCUCCAUCACCAAGAACAGGGCCGAACCGGGCCGUUCCAUGAGUGCCAGUAGUGGACUGGGCAUACGCUCGUCCUCCCAGAAUGGCAGUGCACUACGUCGGGAGCUGUCAGGAGGAAGCUAUGGAUCCAAACGCCAGACCAUGACCUCUCCCUCAGAGAGCUCCCUGUCCUCUGGAGGGGGCAUGGACUGCGGUGAUGCACCCCUCUCCCAGUUCGACAGAGAGUGGCAGGCAGUCUCACCAUCGGAGAAGACCCCUGAUCUGAAAAGGGCUUUAAGGACCCUGCUUAGUAAGAUGAAGGACUCGGACUCCCCCCGUCACUCCACGGCCUCCAACAGUUCCACCUUCAGCAGCCCUCCCAGUCCCGCCUCGCCCCACAAGACCAAGUCCCUCUCACUGGAGAGCACAGACCGGAUGGGCUGGGACACAUGAGCCCCGCCCGCUGAGCGACUGACCGACUGACAGCACAGGACUCCAAUCCCUAACCUCCACUACGGCCUUCGGGCCCACCCCACCCCCUCCCAGGGCCCAGCCUCUCGCAUCUUAUCUAAAUAUUUCCCCUCACUGCCCAGAGAACUGCACCCACUGUCCACUGGUUCCUCCUGAUCUGCGUUUGCCCCGUUUACCCACUUAAAGCCCCGAUUUGUCCCAGUUGGCCCGCCCACUUUACUUGGAAGUUGGGGGCAGAAAUGUCCUCAGCAGCAAAUGGAAAGGGUCUGUCAUCUCUGAAUGAGAGAGAAGUUCCGGGAGAGAAGCAGUCAUGUGUGAUAAAAUACUUCUGGUAGUGUUUGUGUGCGCGUGUGUGUGAGGGGGCUGUAUAAGGGUGCAAACGUGUGUUUGUAAGUUUGAUAGAGGUUGUAUGCGCUUGCUAUUGUGUGUGUGUGUGUGUGUUUAUCAGGAAAGGGCAUAUGAUAUAGGAAUGAAAACUUCUCAUCCCCCGCCCUUCAGUGGGCUCCCUCGCUCGUAACCACAAUAGCUGGAGCGCUGAGCUUCGUCGACAGUACUUUGUUUGCAGCACUCGAUGCCCCUCUGUGUAGUACUCUGGUGAUUCACCUCAUUCAGAGACACUCAAAAACCUCAAGAUGCAACAAAAAAAGAAGAGGAUUACUAUCGAAAGAAAAGGAUUUGUACUUGUACAUAGGACCCUUUGGGUUUUAGGGGACAAUAUUUUAAUUUAUUUAUCAAUCUUAGACAAAGAAAGGGAGGCGCUUCACGGCCCGAAGCAAAAGAGAGGAUUUUUAAUCCUACAACUCCUUACUUCCCUCAGUUGUUUUCUCUUUGGGUAUUACUUGGGAACAGAACCGGGGAAAAUAGAAAACGUAAACAAAAAAAAAGGAGAAAGGAAAGCAAUGAUUUUUUUAAAAAAGUUUUGUUCAUGAAAGUAAUACUAAGUGACCAUAAUUUCUUCGUUUUAUGCUCAGCAAAAAGCUAUAAGCAGCAUUAAUAAGCAUCGCGGUCGGGGUCAGCUGACCCUGCCGGCUUGUAGAAGCUGACAUCCUAUCUGAUGACGUCAUCACAGCUUCCCUGUGCUACUCCCUCCUCAUUGGUCCAGUGUGAGUGACAUCAUGCAGCAGUCCAGGACCAUCCUCCAUGUAGCGUAGAGCUUCCAUUGAAGAUAACACUUCGCUGUACACCAAACUGACCAGUCUGCAAACACCUAUUCCCAUCACAAUAAUGUACAUAGGUUCAAAGUAGAGAGUAAUAUAUGAUAAGGAAAAUACUAUAGAGAACUACACGGGAAAGAAUAAAAAUCCUCGUUUCUUUGAAUUUUUUUCCCCUUUUUGUUUUGAGAAUGAUUUGGGGUUGUAUUCACACGAAAGCCAUUUUAAACCACUUUCCAGUUUUACUUUUUACUGAUUGCUUUUAGAUUUGUUUUUGUUUUCUAUUGUAUGUAUGACACGAGUUGUGUUUUUAUUUUUAUUAUUUUUUUUUUUUCACUUGGUUUGCGUUUGAGUGAAGAAACUCUUAUAUGGAUCAACACUACUGCCCGUACUGUAGAGUGAACACGUGCAUUUAUCUGACGCAAUAGUCCUAUCACACACAUAUAAAUGAAUAUAUAGAACUAUAUACACACACUCAGCACACGCACAUAAACACGUGUUACACACACUAAGGUGGUGUUUUUAUGCAGCAAAUGCCUUGUCCUCCCCCUCCUCCCCCUCCUCUCUGCUUCCAAUAUCAGAGGAGGGAGCACACUUUUCCUGUCUGGCUCUGAUUAGUUCAUCAUUGUCAACCUGUAUGGGUGUAUUUCCAAAUUCCCUGUGGUACCUGGAUGUAAACCACCUUUUCGUCAGUCCUUCCACUAAGAGGAGGUGUUGGGGGAAGCUUGUUGUAACCAAAAAAAAAGAAAAAGACUUUGCCCGUUAUCAUACUGUGUCUCUAACAGCCUUGCUUACUCUGAAGAAUGUUUUGACAUGUUAGACAAAAAAAAAAAAAAAAAAAAAAAGAUGCUACAGUUGUGAGAGCCGCUGCCUCCAGUCCACAAGCAGCGCUCAGGCGAAAAACGACACUAAAACGAGAAUGUAAAAACUGCAAGGUGAUGCUGCAAGAAAAGUCAGCACUUGGGUUUCUGUUCCCGACCUCUGUCCUGACGGAUGUGCUCAGAUGUCAGAUACUGUCUGCCGAUGAAAUAAUGUCAGUGCUAACCACUCUGUGUGGAAAUGAAGUGGGCUGGGUCUCUCAAAAGCCAGUGUUCCCCCUCCCCUUUAUUUAUUUUUUUUUUUUUUUGGCAGGGUGGAAAAGGCCUCCAGCAUAGCAGUGUAACUCAUAUGACACUAAAUCUUUCAACUGAAAUCAACACAGAUGCGCUACUCUAAUACGGCAGCUCCUCAGCGCAGUGGCCCUGACUAGUAGGGCAAACACGACCAAAACCCUGUUACCUCUUUCAGCUUUCAAAUGGAUCAGUAUCAUUUUACUUGAAGAGUUGCUCCAAAUCAAGUGAAGGCACAUUACAGUCGUAAAUCUGUAAAUGUAGUGUGCAAGCAGUGGGAGCAACUGUAUGGUUAGUGAUAAUCUAACAUGAAAUGUGUGGCAUUGCAUUACGUCGUCUGUAGCUUUCCAGUGUGUGAAAAUAACGCGCGUCCUCUUCUAAUGGGCUGAUGCCGCCUGACGCUGAACUUCAAGUAAACUGCUGCCAGAGGAUGUCAGUGCCUGUGCCGUGCUUUUUGAGAAACCCGGCCCUGCUUCAUAGGAACAGGUGAUUCACUGUGCUGAAACCCGCGAAACAACUCACUCCUUCCUCCAUCACACCUUGAGAUCGGGUCUCACUUGGAAAAAGAUUUGACCAUUUUAACCCGGCAGACGUGGUCGGUGGCCGUCACCGCUGGUUUGUACUGCGAAGACAAAGGGACCCUCCGUCUGUCUGUCUGUCUGUCCAGACGUGGGUGGACUCAAGUGUGUCAAGGCAGGAUAUUCCACUUAUAAGUUGUAUUGCCCUGUUGAAAUACGACUAAGUAGCUCAAAACAACCCAUUCCAAGUGUUUUUCUUUCUUUUUUUUUUUCUUUUUCAUUUUUUAGAAUUCCAUUUUAUAUAAAGAGAAGAGUUCUGGAGUGCAACACUAAGCUGGUUUUAUUCCAAAUAAUCACCACUUUGAAACUUCCUUUUUAAGCUAGCACGUCUCCUUAUUUCCUGCUGGGCUGUAUCUGUAGAAUGUAUUAGCUGGGAAUGAGGAAAAUAUCUAAGCCAAGCAUUUCAUUGGCCAAGUGUUUUCAUUGUACAAAAAAAUUUAAAAAACAAAAUAAAAAAUGGAAAAAAAUGCCCUGAAAUCCCCACUUAAGGAGAGAGGAAAAGAAACUCAGGAAAUGUCAGAACCAAUGAAUAUUUUCAUCUUGAAAAUGAGAGAGUGUGUUAUGACUUGGCAAUGGAUGGAUGGCAGGACGGUGUGAGUGAGGGAAACAUAAAUCUAGAGUAGAUGUGACCAGGGUGGAAGCGGCAGCGAGAAAGGCUUGUGAGGACUCAGACGGGUGUUUAUGAAAUAGAAAAUGAUGAAAUGGUUUCGGGGUGAAGGGUGAGAGCGGUGGUUUGAUGGUAGUUGCAGGCUGAGGUGCCACAGUGGUAACCGUUUAAGAGGAAGAAAAGUUGACAAAAAAAAAAAAAAAAUCAAACGCCUUUGCAUUUCAGUGAGGUCUUAUCUACAGUACCUUCUAUAUUAUUUU